CGCACCUCCUUCGAUUCUUUCCACGGCUACCAUGAUCAUCUGAAUGAGCACAAUUACACUGGAUAGCUCAUUAAACACUGGCACAAAUGGCAGCUGGCAAGAAGAAGUCCGCGGAUCCGCUGCGGAUUAGGAUUGGCGGCAUCGAGAGUCGCCAACAGAAGCCACUCAACCGGGUGACCACCACCAAGUACACAUGGUUCACCUUCCUGCCCCUCAACUUCUACGAACAGUUUCGGCGGGCCGUUUACUUCUACUUUCUGAUCAUCACAAUCGUAUCGUUUUUCGUAAAUGAAACAAUAUCGCCGCUGGUUUCCCUGCUGCCGCUGCUCUUUGUCAUGAUCAUUACGGCUCUAAAGGAGGGAUUGGAGGACUAUUCGAGAGCGAAAAGUGACAAACUUGUCAAUACAGCGAGAGUAACUGUCAUAAGAAACGGCAAGGAGGAAAUCAUAGACUCGCAGUUCAUUGUGCCAGGCGAUCUUGUGGUGGUGCGAAACGACGGGGAUGUGCCCUGUGAUCUGGUACUGCUUCAAUCCUCUAGUGCGGAUCGCAAAUGCUUCGUGACCACGGCCAAUUUGGAUGGAGAGACCAAUUUGAAGACCAUCUGCGUGCCGCCAAACUACGUGCUUUCCGCCGAUGAUCAUGAACUGCAGGGCAGGAAUGGCAGGGAUGGCAUUGUGUGCGAAGCCUCCACCGCUGAUCUCUACAGCUUCAAUGGCCGUCUGGAGUUGAGGUCAGCGACGGAUGAUGCUGCAGGAUCGAGCGGUGCCGACGCCCUGCCCCUGACCAUUGAUAAUCUUCUCCUGCGCGGAGUCCGAGUCAAGAGCACCGAGCGGGUGGUGGGCUGUGCCAUCUACACCGGCAUGCACACCAAGUUGCAGCUAAAUAGCCGCUACACCGGCAACAAGUCGGCGUCCAGCGAGAAGUACAUCAACAGGUUCAUGGUGGCCCUCAUCGUGGGCAUGAUCGUGGUGGUGGUGGUUUUGUAUCUCAUCGAGCGUCAUAAGGAGGUGAAGAUCGCACCCACCAUGCCGUACCUGGGCCCACCCACCGACUUAAAUUCUGCGUGGCAAAUCUUCGAGGACUUCCUCUCCUUUUUGCUGCUCUUCAACUACAUGGUGCCCAUUUCCGCGUACAUGAACAUCGAGGUGUACCGCAUUUUCGGCAUGCACUUCAUGCACAAUGAUCUUCAACUGUACGAUGAGGAAACCGAUCAGCCCUGUCGGGUCAACGCGUCCAAUCUGAACGAGGAACUCGGCCAGGUCAAUAUCCUAUUCUCCGACAAAACAGGCACGCUCACCAAGAACCUCAUGAAGUUCGUCAAUUGCUAUGUGUCCAACAUCAAUUAUCAGCUCCAAAAUACCCAACUUGUUUCAGAGGGCAACGGUGAAAAGUUUGAACUGCAAAAUCUCGAUGCUGAUGCAGCAGUGCUUUUGGAGGCACUGACCGUGUGUCAUACGGUGGAAGUGCUCCAGGAAGUGGGAGAGAAGACUCUGGAGUCGUCGGAGUCCGUGUCGGAACGAAGUCGCCUGAUGAGCAGGAACAUUGUUGACCGCUACCAGGCGUCCAGUCCGGAUGAGAAGGCCCUCCUCGAGGGCUGUGCCAGUCUGGGUCUAGUGUACGAGGGCCAGCAGAACGAUGUCCUCCACAUCUGCCGGUAUCCGAGCGCGGAGAAGCUGCAGUUCAAACGACUGCACGUUCUGGAGUUCAGUUCGGAGCGACAGCGGAUGAGCGUCAUUGUCAGAGAUCAGAGCGGCAUAAUCUGGCUAUAUUCCAAGGGAGCGGAAAGCGCCAUCUUUCCACGAUGCAAGCCCAAUCCUCUCGUGCAGCAGACGGACGCCCAGAUAACGAAGUAUGCCCAGAACGGCCUGCGCACCAUGGCAGUGGCACGGCGCACGCUGACCGAUGCGGAGUUAUCCCACUUCGAAGAGCUCUACCGGAAUGCCAACACUCAGCUGAGCAACAGGAACGAACUAAUAGCAGAGUGCUAUGAAACAGUCGAGAAUGAGCUGGACCUGCUGGGUGCCACUGCCCUGGAAGACGCACUGCAGGAGGACGUGGGCGAGACCCUCGAGGCUCUGCAAGCGGCUGGCCUAAAGAUCUGGGUGCUCACCGGCGACAAAGUGGAAACGGCGUACAACAUUGGACUCGCCUGCCGCCAUAUUCCGCCUGGAUCGAAGCAGCACUUCAUCAUCAAUACGACGGAUCCAGCAGAGCUGCUUGCCCGCCUGGAGAUGAUUGGCGAUGACGGUCCGGAGGUGCUGAUAAUAGAUGGAACCACCAUAGCCGCCCUGCUGGCGCACACACCACGUCAGUUCGCCGAUCUUGCCCUGCGUUGCCGAGCGGUACUCUGUUGCCGCCUAAGUCCGCUGCAAAAGUGCGAGAUUGUGACGCUGAUCAAGCGGCGUAAGAAGCACAUUACGGCUGCGAUCGGCGACGGCGCCAACGAUGUGUCCAUGAUCCAGGAGGCGCACAUUGGCAUUGGGAUCACGGGUCGCGAGGGAAAACAAGCCGCCCGAUGUGCCGACUUUGCGAUCGCCCGCUUCGAAAUGCUGCGCCGCCUGCUGCUCGUCCACGGGCACUACAACUCGCAGCGCCUGGCCUUCCUGGUGCUCUUCUACUGCUACAAGAACAUCAUCAUCACCGGGUGCAUGGCCCUCUACCAGGUCUACGAUCUGUACUCCGCCACAAACGUCUACAACUCGCUGUAUCUUUGGCUCUUCGACAUCGUCUACAUCUCGUUUAGUUUCACGGUUCUGGCCAUUUCCGAUAAGGAUUACAGCGAGGAGACACUGCUCAGCCAUCCUGAGCUAUACAAGCCACUAGCCCACAACAGGCAAGCCUCGAUGGGAGUUUUCAGUCUGUGGAUACUCAACGGAUUUGUCCAGUGCUUCAUAAUCUUCUACUUCACCUACGCCGUGCUCAACGAUGCGAAUGUCCUCUUCAAUGGCGGACAGACGGCCAGUUUCCAGACCUUUGGCACCAUGCUGAUCACCAUCAUCGUGAUUGUGGGCAACCUGAAACUGCUGCUGGUGGCCCGCUACAUGACCUAUCGCAACUUUGCCAUGAUCCUCGCCUCCAUUGCCGCCUUCAUGCUGACCACGUACCUCUACAACCUGUACUCCAGUGGCGAGCUGUACGACGUCUACAACCAGUUCCUCAGCUCGCUUCCCAUCUGGCUGUUCACGAUCAUUUGCUCGGCAGCUUGCCUGCUGCCCGACUUUGUCAUCAAGGUCGUUAAUGAUAUGUACAGGAAAGUACCGCCCAAGAGUGGGCCAGUAGUCUAA
This is a messenger RNA of Drosophila teissieri, 3284 nucleotides long. Its product is annotated as phospholipid-transporting ATPase IF. Lineage: Eukaryota; Metazoa; Arthropoda; Insecta; Diptera; Drosophilidae. Gene Ontology annotation, cellular component: endoplasmic reticulum; trans-Golgi network; plasma membrane. Bases 87 to 3284 code for a protein of 1065 amino acids. The transcript is spliced from 7 exons. Gene Ontology annotation, biological process: phospholipid translocation. Gene Ontology annotation, molecular function: ATP binding; ATP hydrolysis activity; magnesium ion binding. The record is from RefSeq and is a predicted model, not a curated record.